AUGUUGAUUGAAAAGAGAGACAGUGUUGCAAUAGUGAUGAGAGAGGUAGAGAAUGAACCAGACACAGACAAACCAGCCGGCAGAAGAGACAACACCUCACUGCAAGGCACAGCUACUACUGCUGUGACUGCAAGAGAGGCAGAAGAGAGAGAAGAUGUGAUAAUGAAAGUGAUGCUUCUGCAGCUCAUUGACACUGCUGUCUUCAUCUUCAACCUGGCUUUCUUGACAGUCACAGAGACUGCAGCUGCAUCAUAA
Blastomyces gilchristii SLH14081 is the source of this 255-nucleotide messenger RNA. RefSeq lists its product as uncharacterized. The coding region runs from base 1 to 255 and encodes 84 amino acids. NCBI's taxonomy places the organism in Eukaryota, Fungi, Ascomycota, Eurotiomycetes, Onygenales, Ajellomycetaceae. The transcript has a single exon. The record is from RefSeq and is a predicted model, not a curated record.